CCGAGCAAAAAGAUCACCGUCCGAUUGCUCCGAUUUUAUUUACCGAACGGUUGAGAUUUACUUCCCCUACAUCUGGAUGUCAUAAACGAACGAUCGAGAUCGAUCCGAGCGGUCGGACGUGAAUACCGAACGCGCCUUAUCUGUUCCAUUGAUCUGUUCAAUUUUUUUGUUAUUACAAAGUGUCAAAGUUCGGCAAGUUUUAAAAAAUGCAAAAACAAGUAGGAAUUAAAAGUAAAGAACUUCUGUGAAUUAGUGGUAACUGAUAAUGAGUAAUUAAAUAAGAAAAAUGUUGAAAAUAAAGGCUUUAAAUCAAGAAUCUAGUUCAGAUGAAGAUAUUCCUAUUAUCGGUAGAGAAGCACAGGAAGAAGUUGUCUUGGAGUAUUACAAUAAGGCCUUAAGAUCCAUAGCUGAAAAAAAUUAUGCAGUCUCUGAGCAAAUCCUUAAAGAGCUUAUCGAAGAGAAUAUUCCUAAACUCGAAAAUAAUGGUGGUUUACCUAAAUCCAUGUCCACAUUGAAAUAUUCCUGCUAUGUGAAUUUAGGUAAUACCUAUUUAAGUCGGAAUAAUAUAUCUCGAGCUCUGGAAACUUAUACUUUGGCUUCAGAAUUAGAUCAUACUGAUGUUACACUAUGGACAAGGAUCGGAAAAUUAGCUUUGAAGGAUAAUAAAUUCAGAAAAGCUUCAUACGCCUUCUCCAAAGGCUUGGAAUGUAACGAAUCUCACUGGCCUUGUCUUGAUAAUCUUAUAUCAGUCUUAUUUGCAAUUAAAGAUACAAUAUCAUGUUUGGUCUACAUAGGAAAAGCCUUGAUGUUAGAUCCAAAUUACACAAAAGGCUUGGUUUUAAGACAACAGCUAUACAGAGACAAUCCUGCUACAAGAGAAUACUAUCAGCUGUAUAAUCCAGAUUAUAUUUGGGAACCACCUAUUGACGUAGAAAUUGAGAAAGAUGAAGAAGAAGAGAUAUUAAAAGAUGCUCAAAAAUUAUGUGAUAAAGUUAAUGAGAUAGAAAAAUCUUUAUGCUCCAAGCCUUUUAAAACCAUACCUUUACCAAGAUCUUUAGAUGAGUAUACUUGGACAGCAUUAGCACAAACUAUAAUCUACUGUCAUCAAUAUCUUACAGACAAUGAAAUGAGCCAUUUUACUUUUCUGGAUCUCAGUAAAUGUAUGAGCCAGCAUGCUGAUGAGUCAGUCCAUUCAAAUUAUUCAGAUAAAGUUUCUGAUGAGGUUGAAGAUAAAGAAAAGAAAUCUCAAGAGUUAAAGAAUGGAGAAGCUUCUACAGAAAACACUACAGGUCCAGAAAAAAAUGGAUGUGAGCCAGCAACUGUUGAGAGAAGGUUUUCUCAAACAAGUGACAACACUAAUGGCAAUGAUAACCAAGAUAAUCUUACACCAAUACAGACAGAUAAUGAUGAGGAACAGAAUAUGGAAUUGGAUAAUGAUGAGACAGAUGGUGAUAAUGGUGAUACUGCCAAUCAGAGAGGCCGGCCUAAAGGGACUAAACGCAAAAGAGAUGUGUUGUCAGAGUUGCAAAUAUGGGGAUGGCACAGUAAGAGGAAGCCCCCAAAAAAAGCUAAUAAAGAUUUCACUGUAGAAGAUGCUUUAAAUAGGAUUGUACCAAAAUAUUUGUUAAAAAAUAAAGUUACUAGUGAAUCACUGAAUCAGGGUGGGGAAGACUCAAUGAACACAAUGGACAUAUACAAUAUGUACGUUGAAGAUAAGGAACUGAAUUUUUUAUCACCAAUUCAUUCACCAAAGUCUGUGAAUUUUGAAGCCUAUUUUGGAACGGAUCGUGAAAAAGAGGACGUUAUGAAAUUUUGGACUAAAGAGAGGAAGGAUGUGGACGUAAUCGUUUUGUUAAAAGAGCUCACGUUUGAACUGUCCAAACUGUGGCAGUAUCAGUGGCCCAAAAAACUUGUUCCGCUCUACGUACAGAUCUACAACAUGUUCAGAGAACAUUGCGACCAGCCGCAAGUAUUCUGUGGCGGUCACACUUUCGAGGAAAUACGCCAAGACGCGCUGGCAACGCUGCUUUUUGGAGAACUGGUCACUUUCAGCUCUGAAUCUUCCGAAACUAUCCUUCCCAUUCAACUGGGUUAUCUCCAACUGGUCAGCAACUGGGCUGACCAGUGGAGAGAAGAAUUCACUUCGUUCUUCAUCAGAUUUCAUUGGUUACAGUCUCACUAUUUUCGUAAAACUGACCAAAAUGACUUAGCUAUCAGAGCUUUACAAUUGAUCAUGGAAGAAAUUGAGACUAAAGAAUCGGGAUCAUUAGAAAGGUUUUCUUUAAAUCUUCCUAAUUUCUCGAAAUACGGUUUUAUCACUGGUCAGAUCAUAGAAAAAAUCAUAAAACACUUAAACAUGAUGAUCUCACUGAGUAGUGUGGAGAGUUUAUUUAACUCACAGCAAUAUGACGAGGUUAUCGAUAUUUUGAGGUUAACUUUCGGGACCGGAAGUUACUCGAAAGUAGGCAGAAUGGGCCGACCUGCGCAGUUAGGUAUUUUAAUGCAUUCACUGUGGUACACUAACUGGGAACAGUGUUUUAUCUGGACUGAAGAAUGUUUGUACGAAGCACUGCAAAAUUACGGGAAACCCAACGUGGAUCAGGAUAAAUGGCAGAAAAUUAUCGAGAAAUGUCUUGGAUUUUUCCUGGAAAUUAUCAAAAAAGAGACUGUGAGUAUUAUCGAUAAACUGUCUGAAGAAAAACGGUGCAGAUUGGUGGAGAGUUUGACGAGGAUUGUAUGUAUUCAACUGAACACUGAUAUGCUCGUUAUACCUUUUGAUUGUGUGACUCCGUGGAUUUUGCUUCACUAUAUUUUGCUAAGGGAAGAACAUCGUCAGUACGCUAAUAAAAAACACAAUCACUGUAAAAGAAACAAGGUUGAUACAGAAGAAAGUCCAGAGUCUGUGGAACAGGAACUACCAUCUUCCAUAGCGAUUCUGUUUUCAGCUCACGAAUUUUUAGGUCCAAAGGGUUGGUGUUUGACCGAGCGUGGACAACUCCUGCAUUUUAUCCUGGAUACGGUCCUGGAUAGAUUGGACACGCCUAUUUUCGAGCCGGUGAGAGACAAGAUCGAAGUUCACAUUGAACAAGCGCUUUUCUGUCUGUAUUUGUACCCCAGCAAGAAGAACAAGAUAUCUCGGCAUUUAGUGGACCACAACGUCGAUCCUCUCCCCCUAACCUGGGAACGUUCUUUCCAACUCUACCAAUAUUACGCACCUGAAAUCCUGCCGGAAUUCAAUUCUUUCAAAACCGCCUCAAUAUCCGCCGAUCUAGAACAACUGUUCAAAAGGAUUCUGGCACUGAUGCCCUUCGUUUGUGACCUUCACACCCACCUGCCCAAGGUCAUGGACUACGUCCACGGUAAGGCAGAAAAAAUCCCCGAACCUAUGGACUUCCCCAACAAGAUCCGUGCCAUCUAUUACCUGUUAGGGGACUACUACUUCAAAGAAAAGGAAUUCAACCGUUGCAUCAAAUAUUUUCAGUUGGAUUUGUGCAUAAAUCCAUCGAGACUGGACACGUGGGCGUGCCUAGCGCUCAGCUACACGGCGCAGCUGGAGAGUAUACUGAAUUUCUGCGAGAAAUUAAAAAACGAGUCGGAUUUUCUGGAUAAGGCAAAGUCGGCACAGAUCUGUUACAAAAAAGCUCUGGAAUUGGGGCCGGAAGAUUGCGUUUUGUGGAUAGAGUGUGGAUCGUUCGAGUAUAUGGUGCACGCGUUUUGUUCUAGGCUGAUUAAGUACGAGUCGGAGAAUUUCAGCAUGGAAAAAUUUGAACUACUGGAAAGCGAAAAGGAGAGUUAUCUAGACAGCUCUGGAAACAGCCUGGAGCACGCCAUUGGUCUUUUCGAAUCGAACAAGAGCCAAAACGAACCGGACGAACGUUGGUUGCAGUACUACAUUCUUGGCAAAAUAGCCGAAAAAAAACGCAAAGAACCCACAGAGUACUUACAGUACUACUUAACGGCGACAAAUCUACUGAAUGAAAACAAUGCUGUAUACCCGGAAAAAAUAAACUACAACAACCCCCAACAUUUAUCGGUAGAGGCAUUGGAGCUGCAUUACAGAAUCCAUGCUUCUAUAUUGAAGUACUUGGAAAUGCACGAAGGAAAAGAUAUUCCGAACACUUUAGGUGCUUUCUUCAAAAAAUGUGUCAGUACUGCGUCGGGGUACUACGCAGCACCUCCCAUGCAGCCCGAAGUUCAACAGCCAGAAAACCCUACAGAACCUGAACCAAUAACCAACACUGUCAGUUCUACAAGCUUUCAAGACCAAUUUUUGAAUUCAAUAAAAAAUUUCGAAGUUGCAAAAAACGAGAUAGAUGAAUUUUCCGAAUCUGUAGUACAGGAAUGUUUGGAAGAUAUUCUGAGGAAAGUCGACGAAAUUUUAGCGGAUAAAGAGACUAAAAAUGCGGAAACUGAUAAAAAAGAAGAAGAUGAUUGUAUAGCUGUUGAGGAAGUUCAAGAUGUUAUCAUGAUUUCUGAUUCGGAAGAUGAGUGUGUCAACGUCGAACAAGUUGAUAAAAUUGAGGAAAAUAACGAGGAAAAACGAGAUACUGUGUUAAAAGAAGGUUCAGAAGGUCAAAAAGAUGUCCAGUAUCUUUUGGAUAAGAUGAUGGAACAAACUAUGAAGGAUGUGGACAAACUGGAUGAUUCUGAUCCAAAUAAUAGCGGAACAGAACAGAUUGAAGAGGUAGUGGUCAAAGAAAAUGACGCUGUUAUACCAAAAGAUUCAGAAGAAAAAAUGCAAGUGGACGAAAAUCCACAAACAUCAAUUCCACUGACAAAACCCAAAGAAAAAAGUGACAGCGAGACUGACACCGAUAACCGUAGAACAUCGGUGGAAGAAGAUUCUUCCAGUUCUUCCUCUUCGUCAUCCACCACCAGCACAGACUCAGAAUCUGACGAUUCUGACUCAUCAUCGUCAGAAGAAACCAAUGGCAAUAUGUCACACAAUGACAUCUCUCAGCUUGUUGAUAAGUGUAUUAGUGGACUGGAACUAUGCAUCACAAGACUGCCACAGAAUUAUAAAGCUCUGUACAGGCUGGCUCACUUAUAUUUUCACUAUAAAGGACGGAAAGAUUAUACUAAGUGCAAGCAAUUGCUUUUGGGUGAGUACAAAUGCAAGGAUUCCACCAUGGUUUGUGGAUUGUUCUCUGACAGAAAAGCAAAUAAUUUCUUCAACAACAUUUGGAGAAUUCCAUCAACGGAAAUAGAUAGGCCUGGAUCACUGGCAGCUCACAUGAACAGGUGUAUUUCUUUGGUGUUGCAAGUAUUGAGAAACACUAACGAUAAUAGAACUUUAAUGGACAUAUGUAUGCAGUUGAGGAAGACUCCUGAUAGAGACAAGAUAUACAUUAAAGAGAGCGAUAGAGACGUAUUUUCGGAGCAGGCUCUGAAAAUGAGCACUCAGAGCUUGAGGUCACAGAUUAAAAAUGUUGAAAACAUGCAGAAUCAGCAGAUCGUGAAGUUGUUGAUGGAUAUUUUCCGGAUAUAUCAGAAGGUUCAGAAAAACAUGCCAAGUAAAGAAACCCUCUUCUCAAGCAUGCUUGUCGAAGUCUACAAGAAAUUCAUCAAAGAAACUGUUCCAGAUACUGUCAAUAUUCUCGAUCUAGCUAUAAAGUUCUGCCAACAGCACAGACCCGGCGAAAAACACAAAGCCCACCAUACACUUCCCAGCAACACUAACAGUGUUGCAUUUUCUCGAAGUCCCGGCGUGGCAAGUCCACCUGUACAUCCAAAUCCUUUGGCUAUGACAAGUAACAUACAAAAAAUGAUGAAACCUCCUUCACUGGGAAGACCCAGGGGCAGGCCUCCUUUGCCCAAAGUCCAUGGUAGCAAAAUACGAUCUCCUAGACCUAAAAGUCCCGCAUCUUCGUAUGCUUGGCCUUCAAUGUACGAAAGCAACAUGGCUUACCUCAAACACUACCAAGAUCAGCUGAUAAAACAGUACAGUCAAGGGUCGAGUAUAGCCCAGCUCACUCAGCUCUUACAGGCUAUGUCUAAAGGACAACUAACAAAUCCUGCAGUAGCUCAGGCUGUUACCAAUCAGUUUCUGUCAGCUAGUAACAUUUUGGGCCCUGCCAGUACCAGCGUACAACAGAGUAGUUCGGGAUUUAAAGGGUUUAAUCAAGUUCCAAGUACGACAGGUUUGAAUGCUGAUCAAAUAAAGUUUUUGGAAACAAUGCUGCCUAAACAUGGUGGUAGUUCGAAUUUGUUCAAACCAACAACAUCAGGGUCUUUGGUUAGCAAACCUAAGCACAGUAGCGGGACAAAAACGACAUCUGCCUCGCAGUAUCCUCAAAAAUUCAAGCCAAAACCUGUUUUCAAAGAACCGUCACCCACAAAACCUUGUCAGACUUCUGAAGAAAAGAGCGCAAAUAUUUACAUGAAAGAACAUCCAAAUAUUUCGAUAACUCCAGUCACUACUACUUCAAACACUAUUUUGACGACCUCUUCAUACAUUUCACCAAAUACCAGCUCAAAAGGACCUUAUUCCAAACCUCAAAUACCUCCGAGCACUUCAAUGUACGACCUACCGAAAACCAGCUAUAUAUCUCCUGCUUUGCCUUUUGGAGCAGGUUCUCCUUCUUCAGCCAAGCAGGCGCCCGCAGCCCAUUCUUCAGGCACCGGCGCGAAUUUGGGGCACAAUAUGCCUUUGACUCCCCCUGCAACGUCUAGUCCUUCGUUUAUUAAGCAUAAUACGAGUCCUGGGAAGACGCUGCAGGAGAAGUUGGCUGAAAAGAAGAAGGAACAGUUGAUGAAGAACGUGGAAGUUAAAGAAAGAGAAGAAUCAUCGAUGAAUCUUCUUAAAAAUUUGAAUAUUCCCUCCGCAUUGUCGGUAUCUCCGGCUAUGACUUUGCCUGCUGCAGUAUCUAAACAUGCGCCUUUUUCGCAUUAUCCUGUACCUCCUAAGAGUACAGUACCUAACUUUUCUAUGGAGCACAAAAUACCUACGUCUUUGACAGUUACUUCGGCACCUUCGCAGAUUCCAGCUCCUAAGUAUUAUCCUGAAAGUGGCAUAUCAAUAACUCAGGUGCCACCAUUAAAGCUCAAAACAAAAUCUAAACACCCUGAAAACCCGUUAUUUUUAAAAGGUUGCUCAAAUAGCCCAUCCAAACCUAAAAUUAAAGAACACAGUCCAUCAACUACAUCAACCGACACUUCCAAAGGAAGGUUAAGAGUUAAAAAGGAUUUAUUUGUCCAAGAAACGAAUCCCAAACAACCCACUUCAGUCAUAACAAAUCAGCAUAGUCAAGAAAGGACUAUGUCACCUUCAAGGCAUAAAAAGACUGAACAAGAAGCAUUAUCUGCCAUUAAAAAACUUUCAUCUAUUAAUAUAAUUCCUGUGAACCAUCCCACAUCAAAAAAAUCAGCAAGCGAAAACAAUGAUGUUAUAUGUAUAGUGUCUGAUGACGAGUGAAAAUUAUAUUAGAAAUAUAGUUUAUUAUAUUUA
Sitophilus oryzae (rice weevil) is the source of this 7447-nucleotide messenger RNA. RefSeq names its product calcineurin-binding protein cabin-1-like. The transcript has 19 exons. Gene Ontology annotation, biological process: chromatin organization. The record is from RefSeq and is a predicted model, not a curated record. Lineage: Eukaryota; Metazoa; Arthropoda; Insecta; Coleoptera; Curculionidae. Gene Ontology annotation, cellular component: nucleus. Gene Ontology annotation, molecular function: nucleosome binding; protein binding. The coding region runs from base 287 to 7414 and encodes 2375 amino acids.